UUUAAACCUUUUUUUUUUUCUUUGGCUUUUUGCUGUUACUUAAAUGGGUUUUUGAUGAAAUAUAAAUCCUUUGCUAUGUGUUUAAAUCUAGUGGUUAUAAAACCAUUCAAAUAUGGGUAAAGUCAGAGCAUUUUAACGAUGAAAUAUUCAUGUGUUGAACUAGUAUUCAAUUAUUUCUUCCCGCAAGGAUUGCUUAUUAAGCAUAGGUUAUUCAAACUUCUACAGGUUGAAGAAAUAAUGGAUGAAACAUUGCUUCUUCCUGGGUACAGAUUCAUUCCGAACGACAAGGAACUUUACGUCGACUAUCUUUACCCGAAAAUCACCGGUCAAUUGUCGCCGGUAUUGCAGAGAAUAGUACCCGACUGUGAUUUGUAUGGCACCGAAGAACCUUGGAUGGUUUGGAAGCGUUUUGGCGGAGAUGAAUUGGGUGGCCUCGGAGAUCUCUAUUUCUUUACCAAGCUCAAGAAAACAAACCCUAGAUCAUCAAGAGUUGAAAGAUCGGUUGGUAAAGGCACUUGGCAUGGAGAAAAUACUGGAGUUCCACUUCUGCUCGAAGAAAUUGGACAGACCGGAAUGAAGAGAAGGUUUUGUUAUAGGAGUAAAACUUUGUCUAAGCAACAACAAGAAGGGCACUUUAUAAUGCAUGAGUACAGUUUUCCUAAUAUAAAAUCUAAUUUGGUUUUGUGUAGUUUAAGAAAGAAAGACGCCUUUUCUGUUUCUUCUCCUGGAAGUAAGAAGAGAAAACUUGAUGAAGAAGGGGUUGAAAAUAGUUUGGUUAUGGAGCGAGAUGGAAGCAUUCAUUCCAAGAAGAGAAAGAAACUUCAUUGA
Molecule: messenger RNA, 828 nt
Organism: Jatropha curcas
Lineage: Eukaryota; Viridiplantae; Streptophyta; Magnoliopsida; Malpighiales; Euphorbiaceae
Source: RefSeq, a predicted model, not a curated record